Pseudogymnoascus destructans is the source of this 1056-nucleotide messenger RNA. It is a transcript of the gene RRP36, whose product is annotated as rRNA biogenesis protein rrp36. The transcript is spliced from 2 exons. Lineage: Eukaryota; Fungi; Ascomycota; Leotiomycetes; Thelebolales; Thelebolaceae. Gene Ontology annotation, biological process: maturation of SSU-rRNA from tricistronic rRNA transcript (SSU-rRNA, 5.8S rRNA, LSU-rRNA). The record is from RefSeq and is a predicted model, not a curated record. Gene Ontology annotation, cellular component: nucleolus; 90S preribosome. The coding region runs from base 25 to 957 and encodes 310 amino acids.
CAUACAUUACUCGCAGCCUGAACAAUGUCUUCUAUAAAGCGCAAGGCCCUUGAGUCAUCGCUCCAACGGCGAGUCCGAGCUAGAAGAGAUGCGAGUGAGGAGCCACAAGAACUCUCAGAGUCAUCAGAUCAAGACGAUGGUGCCAGUGGCAGUGAGGAUGGUGUAGAUGAGAACUCAGCUACCAAUAAUGAAAGCGAUGACUCUGGAGAUGCGGGAGACUCUGGAUCAGACGGCUCUGAGCCUGGCGAGGCAGCAUCAAUAUCGUUUGGCGCAUUGGCCAAAGCGCAGGAGUCUAUACAGCGGUCAGCGAAAGGGAAAUCCGGGAAGGAGAUAAAACGACCCAAGAAAGUGUCCGAUGACCCAUGGGAAAACAAUGAGGCAGCCGAAAGGAAGGCUGGGCGGAAAGACCACAGAGAUUUUAGCCGCUCAAAUAAAAACGCCCCAACAGAGAUUUCAAGCAAGAAGGCAGUAUCACGAAAGCGCGACGUCGUUCCAGUUAUAAAGCGGGAUUACCGAGACCCAAGAUUUGAUCCAUCGGUAGGGCAGGUUGAUGACACGAAAGUAAACAAGGCCUACUCGUUCUUGAACGACUACAGGCAGGACGAGGUCAAGGCUCUCAAGGAGCAGAUUAAGAAAAUCAAGGACGAGCACGAGAAAGAAAAAAUGAAGCGUACUCUUCACUCGCUUGAAUCUAAAGUGAAGGCAGCGGCGAGGAAGGCAAAGGAGUCCGAGAUUCUGGACAAGCACCGCAAGGAAGAGAAGCAAUUAGUCAAGGAAGGCAAGACGCCGUUCUACCUCAAGAAGGCCGAGCAGAAGAAGCAGUUCAUCAUGGAGCAAUACAGCUCGCUCAAGGGGAAGCAACUGGACCAUGUUAUCGAGAGGAGAAGGAAGAAGGUGGAAGGAAAGGAAAAGAAGAACCUUCCAUAUGCCAGACGAGAUUUUGGCGGAGACAAUUGACCAUACUACUCAUGAAUUUCGUAGUACGCCUCUGGAUGGAAAAAUAUAUACCCCGGCGUUAGAUUAUGAGUCGAAUUGUAUUGUCUAUGUCCAAUAUAU